AUGACCACCCCCACCCCCAUCCCCUCAACCCUGCACAAACAACUUCUCCACUCUCUCUCGACCUCGCAUCUCCCCCUCCCAAGCCCCACCUUCCUACACUCCAUCCUCACCCCCUCCACCACGCACCUCUCCUCACUCCCCUCCCUCCCCUCCCUCCUCGCCACAACCCGUCACCGUCUCCUCUCCACCUCCCUCACAACCCCCAACUUCCUCUCUCCAGAAACCCAUUCCCUCCCCCCCUCCCUCUCUUCCCCCCUCAUAAAAGAAUCCCUCCUCGAAAACGACAUCCCCGUCCAAGUCCUCGACAUCGAAGACCUCAGCCGCUCGAAAAGCGAUCUCCUGCUCGAUCUAGAAGCCGAGCGACUCGGCGAACGCACACAAGGCCGCUCAAUCAUUCGCGUUGCAGACGAAUCUUCCUCCUCUUCCUCAGCGCUCGAUCUCGGAUCGUCAGCAUCGACGCAACAUCCUCAUCAAAAUCAAACCCAAAAUCAGCAUAAAUCAAACCCAUCCCACUCCCCCGGCCCUUUCAAACUCCACCUUCAAGACCUUACCGGCGCAACUAUCUACGCAUUCACGAGUGCUCUCCCGACUUCUUCUCCUCUGCAGGACAAAAUAGGAUUUCCUCCGAAAAUGAAUAUUGGCUGUAAGAUACUGUUGCAGCGGGGAACAAGAGUACAUAGGGGGAUGGUGAGGUUAGAGGCGCAUACGUGUAUUGUGCUUGGGGGACGGGUGGAGGGAUUGGAUCGGGCGUGGAGAGAGGGAUGGGAGGGGAGACUGAGGGAGAGUAUUGAGAAGGGGAGGGGUGGGGGAUGA
Messenger RNA from Botrytis porri, 813 nucleotides. RefSeq lists its product as uncharacterized. The record is from RefSeq and is a predicted model, not a curated record. NCBI's taxonomy places the organism in Eukaryota, Fungi, Ascomycota, Leotiomycetes, Helotiales, Sclerotiniaceae. The coding region runs from base 1 to 813 and encodes 270 amino acids. The transcript has a single exon.